UUUGAACGUGCUCCACAAUUUUUUCAGGAAUUUGCAGAUUUACCUUAGAAGCACGAUAUUGAAUAAAAUGGCUUGUUAAGAUCUUCAUUCAACAUGGCAACUUCAAACUGUGAAGCGUUUCCCAGUGCUAUUGGCGGUGUGUCCAGUCUCAUUGAAGACGAGAAGUUCGAUUUUGACGUGCCACUCUCGCCAAUUGAUUUUGAUGUUCGAGAGAUUAAUGCCGAUGAAGAAGAUGAGGAUGAAGUCUUCUUUGGUCCUGUGGGUCACAGAGAAAGAUGUGUUACUGUUAACAGUGGUGUUCAAGAUGAUGAAAAAUUUAAGCCCUUGAGUCCCCUCAAUGGUGAACAAAUUGCAGAACUGUUUAAAGAAGCCACUGCAGUGUCAAUAUUCAUCAAAAAUUCUUCCUUAACCCAGAAUAAUGAUAAUAUGACAGAUGAAAAAGAGAAUCGUGAUAUAUGUAAGCUUUUAUCACAAACAUUUACUGUCCAAGAUGAUAAAAAAGCUGUGUCAGCUGAAAGAGAUCUAGAAAAUGACCAAAGAACUACAAAAUCUGCUUCUUCCCCUGAGUCGGCAAGCAGUAUUUCACCACAGUCAACAGAAUUUCCAGAUGACAUGAACUUCCCUGUUACUCCAAGGAGAAUUUUGCAAGAAAGCAACACCCAAAGUGGAGUGUUUCAGUCACCCUUCAAAGCACGAAAAGCACGUCCUUUGCAAAAUACUUCUAAGUUUGCUCAAUCCAAGCUUCCCACAACACAGAUGACUCUGAAGACUCGUAGUUGUUUUAAUUCUCCUAUAAAAGUAGAACAUCUGUAUGGUCUGAGACGGAAAACUGGUGGUUCAGAGAAUGAAAAGAUUCCACAAGUUUCACAAAGUGGAAUAAAACCUCCAGGAUUUGGUUGUCAGCCAAGACGACGUCGCACAAGUUCAUCUUCCUCUGUGUCUUCCACUUCUAGUGCUGUAUCAGUUCAAUCAAGUGACAUGAAUGAGACUUUUGUCAUCUCCAAAGGUUCUUCUUCUGACAUUUCAUCUAUUCCAACUGUCUGUGCACGCAAAGUUCCAGUUACUAAGGCCUGCUUGAAGCCAGUAAAUGGAAAUAGUGCAUUGACAAAGCCUACCUUUUCCAGGCCUAAAGGACGACCUCAGCCAGUGAAAGCACUUCCACAGCCAGUCACUCACAGCAAGAAAGCUCCACCAACACCAACUGAUGUUCUGAAAUCAAAGAAGGUGCCUGGCCACACUCCUGGGCGUCGCUGGAGUGGAAUGUGCUCUGAGCAAAUGGUCACCAGGUCACAAACACCCAAUAGCAUACAGAGGUCCAAGUCAUUUAAUACACCUGUAAGGCAAAGUAGGAGUAACACUCCAACAGGCCAGGCUGUUAGACAGGCACAAACUCCCACUAAAGGGAAAAGCAUGACAGUGCCUUUGACUCCAAGGAGAAGAGGUAGUGUCACACCAAGGGCUAGUACCUCAAAAGUCCAAACAUCUGUGCAAAGGCGCAAAAGUGGUACAACAGCAGCUGUAUCCUCAAAGGCUCACAACAAGAAUGCCCCCCUACCAUCUACACCUGAAAAUGCAUGUUAUGCAUCCACUGAUAAUGUUACUCCACCAAAUCCAGCUUCCAGCAAUGUUUCAAAAAGAAAGUCACUGAGUGCAAAUGGCCAAAAAAGACGCUCUCUUCUGCCAACUCCUUUGAAAAACAGGAUCACUAGAUCCCAGUCACAGAAGUCUAGAUCAAUCAGCAUCAACAAUGAGCCUCCUGGUUCCCUUUCAUUCAGCUCCUCUCCAUCAGCUGAAGUUAAACCAAGGAGUUCUGCCUCAAAACCAGACCCAAAUCUGCAACUAUCACACUCUAACACAAGAUUAUCCGAUCCAUUUUCUCCAGCUUCCCAGUUUGUUUCCAUCGAUCCGAAAAGUGUGAACACUAGUGACCAUUCAGUUGCUGGAAAUUUGAUUGAAUGGUCACCUGCUGUCGCCAGGGAAGGAAAUCUUAUUGACAUAUGAAGAUAUCAGAGGAAUAUAUCUGGCAUUUAAAGGCCAGAUUAAGAGAAAGACCAGUUUUUCACAUACACCUGUACAGCAAACAGGACACAAUGCUAUUCCAAAGAAACUAAAUGUUAAUAAAAUGUGCACUUGUGAAAUUUUUUUCACAAGUUGUCAAAGGAAAUCACCUUAAUGAUUGUCAAACACAUGUAGCAUUGAGUUUUGUUGGGUAUGCAAUGUUUUACAUGUAUUGUUUUGUUAAAGGUACUAACUGGAUUUUGUCUUGACAUUAAUACUACUGAAUGUGCCUCACAUUGAGAUUAUAAAGUGUAUGAUCAUAACUUGGUACAGUGUAUAUCAUUCAAAAAUUUAACCAUGGAAAGUCACAAUGUAGCUGCUGCUGUCAUGAGCAUUCAAAAUUAAUAUUGUUGUGACACUUCAAGUGAACACUCCACUACAUCUGUGGUGCUGCAAGCUUGAUAUACUGGUAUGUUGAAGAAUUUUAGAGAUAAACCCUUUAACUCCCAAGAUCUGCUUGUUACUUCUCCUUACUUGCUGUUAUACAUUUCCUUGUAAAUUAGUUACAAGACUUUGUUGUUGGAACAAGAUAACAAUUUCUACCUGAUAAGUUUUGAGUAUUGUUUAUCAUCUGUUUGCUGGUUAAUGUAUGGAUAUUAUUGAGAGAGGUCAUGUUAUAAUUACUUCUUGGAGUCAAAGGGUUGACAGAUAUGCCAAAGGGCAUAGUUUUGAAUUUCCAAGCCUGUAUGUUUACAAAAGUAGGGAUUGUAAAAUAAACAAUAUAUUCAAUUUCA
Pocillopora damicornis (cauliflower coral) is the source of this 2792-nucleotide messenger RNA. RefSeq lists its product as uncharacterized. The record is from RefSeq and is a predicted model, not a curated record. Gene Ontology annotation, molecular function: microtubule binding. NCBI's taxonomy places the organism in Eukaryota, Metazoa, Cnidaria, Anthozoa, Scleractinia, Pocilloporidae. Gene Ontology annotation, cellular component: microtubule cytoskeleton.